Sinocyclocheilus anshuiensis is the source of this 614-nucleotide messenger RNA. Its product is annotated as chymotrypsin A-like. Gene Ontology annotation, molecular function: serine-type endopeptidase activity. The coding region runs from base 52 to 549 and encodes 165 amino acids. NCBI's taxonomy places the organism in Eukaryota, Metazoa, Chordata, Actinopteri, Cypriniformes, Cyprinidae. Gene Ontology annotation, biological process: proteolysis. The record is from RefSeq and is a predicted model, not a curated record. The transcript has 3 exons.
GACAAUGUUUUAACAGAAAGAUGAUACAAUUGAAUAUGAAUACAAUUGAAUAUGAGUAUCCUCUUCAUAAAGGUUUUCAAGCACCCUAACUACAACAGCUUCACCAUCAACAAUGACAUCCUCCUGAUCAAGCUGGCCACCCCCGCUCAGCUCAACAUUCAUGUGUCUCCCGUGUGUCUUGCUGAAACCUCCGACAACUUCCCUGGAGGCAUGAAGUGUGUGACCUCUGGAUGGGGCCUGACCAGGUACAAUGCUCCUGAUACCCCUGCCCUGCUCCAGAAGGCCGCUCUGACUCUGCUGACAAAUGACGACUGCAAGCGUUAUUGGGGAACCAAGAUUACCGAUCUGAUGAUCUGUGCUGGAGCCUCUGGUGCUUCUUCUUGCAUGGGUGAUUCUGGUGGUCCUUUGGUCUGUCAGAAGGAUGGAGUUUGGACUCUGGUUGGUAUCGUGUCCUGGGGAAGCAGCGUCUGCUCAACCAGUUCACCUGGUGUGUACGCCCGUGUCACCAAACUCCGUGCCUGGGUUGACCAGACCAUUGCUGCAAACUAAAGCACAAAGAUUAUACAGUAGUUCUUGGUCAUAAUGCUUAUCAAUAUAGUUUUAUUUUGAGAAAA